Molecule: messenger RNA, 2149 nt
Organism: Nerophis lumbriciformis (worm pipefish)
Lineage: Eukaryota; Metazoa; Chordata; Actinopteri; Syngnathiformes; Syngnathidae
Gene: klc3
Product: kinesin light chain 3
Biological process (GO): microtubule-based movement
Cellular component (GO): kinesin complex; cytoplasm
Molecular function (GO): kinesin binding
Source: RefSeq, a predicted model, not a curated record
AGACCGCGGAACCGAAGAAGGCGGAAGUCGAGCAAAUAAAAGCCGACUGGCAAAACAGCGUGACGCUUAAAGUUAGACACAUUUCAGGAAUGGACCGCGAACUUCGUUGAGUCGUGGUAAAUACUCAGGUAGGACCACAUCCCACUGUUGCCAUGCUUUCGGCGGAGGAGAUUCUGUGCAGCACGCAGCAGGUCAUCGCCGGGCUGGAGGCGCUAAGAGGGGAGAAUCGCAGCUUGCUGGAUAGCCUGCAGGGGGCCACAGAGAGCCCCAUGGCGACGGUGGAGGGUGGAAGCGUGGAGCAGGAGAAGAGCGGCAUCAUCCGUCAGUCGCUGGAGAGGAUCGAGCUGGGCCUCAGUGAGGCGCAGGUAAUGAUGGCGCUGUCGGCUCAUUUGGGUUCACUGGAGGCGGAGAAACAGAAACUGAGAGCUCAGGUGCGUCGCCUGUGCCAGGAGAACCAGUGGCUGAGGGACGAGCUGGCCGGCGCCCAGCAGCGUCUCCAGGACCGCGAGCAGGACGUGGUCACCCUGGAGGAGCAGAACCGACACCUGCAGUUCAUGUCCUCCAUACGCAAGUACGACCAGGAGGAGCCGCCGCUGGACAACAAGAACACAUCCUCCAACAAAGAAUCUCUUGACGACCUUUUUCCUGCCGAGGACGAGGAGUCGUCACAAACGCCUCACCACAGCAGCGUGGCCGCCGCGGCCCAGCAGGGCGGCUACGAGAUUCCCGCCCGUCUCCGCACGCUCCACAACCUUGUCAUCCAGUACGCCUCGCAGGGCCGCUACGAGGUCGCCGUCCCCCUCUGCAAGCAGGCCUUGGAGGACUUGGAGAAGUCGUCCGGCCACACCCACCCUGAUGUCGCCACCAUGUUGAACAUCCUGGCGCUGGUGUACAGAGACCAAAACAAAUACAAAGAGGCUGCUAACCUGCUGAAUGAUGCUUUGGCCAUUAGGGAGAAAACACUGGGAUUGGACCACCCUGCUGUGGCAGCCACCUUGAACAACCUGGCGGUGCUUUAUGGUAAACGAGGCAAAUACACGGAGGCGGAGCCACUGUGCAAACGAGCGCUGCAGAUCAGAGAGAAGGUUCUGGGCACGGACCACCCCGACGUGGCCAAGCAGCUGAACAACUUGGCGCUGCUGUGCCAGAACCAGGGCAAGUACCAGGAAGUGGAGCAGUACUACGAGCGCGCUCUGCACAUCUACCAGAGCAGACUGGGCCCCGACGACGCCAACGUGGCCAAGACCAAAAACAACCUGGCGUCCUGUUACCUCAAGCAGGGAAAGUACCGUCAGGCAGAAGCUCUCUACAAGGAGAUCCUCACCAGAGCACACCAGAAGGAGUUUGGAUCUGUGGAAGGUGACGCCCGGCCCAGCUGGUCGGGCGGAGACGAGGCCCAACCCCACCAGGAGGGACCCCUGAGGCGCAGCGGCUCCUUCACCAAACUGCGAGAGUCCAUACGGCGAAGCAGCGAGAAGCUGGUCCGCAAGCUGAAGGGCGCCGGCGUGGAUGACGCCGCCCCAAGGAAUGCUGGGAUGAAACGCGCCAACUCGCUGAAUUUUCUCAACGUUGGAGGAGAAAGUCAAGAUGGCGGCCAGUCGCGCUCGCUGACGGACCAUCGAGGACUGAGCUCCAGCACGCAGAGCCUCACCAGGAGAGGAUCACUUGGCACCAGCUAACGUACACACACACACACACACACACUGAGGGUCCAUUUAUAUUGAUAAAGUAAAAUAGUAUGUGGUUUGUUUUGGUAGCCUACAAACACAAGAUGGAUCUCAGAGUGAAAAAGCACACUGUUCUUGUUUGAGGCACCUCUGAAUGUUCCAGAGAUGUCAUGAAGUGUGUGUGUGACAUGCAGACAUUCUUACUUCAAUUCACAUUCCAGGCGAGGACACAAUCAUUAGUUUGUCGUUACAAGUUCAAUUUAAACUUGCACUUCAGACAUUUUCACUUCUCGUCAUGUCACGGCACAGUUUGUCCACAAGAGGGCGUUUAAAGGCGUGGACUAGAGAUGCGCGGAUAGGCAAUUAUUUCAUCCGCAACCGCAUCAGAAAGUCGUCAACCAUCCGCCAUCCACCCGAUGUAACAUUUGAUCAGAACCGCACCCGCCCGUUGUUAUACAGGUAAAAGCCAGUAAAUUAGAAUA